Rhizoctonia solani is the source of this 3420-nucleotide messenger RNA. Its product is annotated as CHAT domain protein. NCBI's taxonomy places the organism in Eukaryota, Fungi, Basidiomycota, Agaricomycetes, Cantharellales, Ceratobasidiaceae. The transcript has 6 exons. Gene Ontology annotation, molecular function: protein binding. Bases 1 to 3420 code for a protein of 1139 amino acids. The record is from RefSeq and is a predicted model, not a curated record.
AUGGACGAAUUAGACUAUGAAACCCUAUGGGAGCAGGCAACAUCCCACUGCGAACAGUUUCAGCAGCUCGGAACACUGACUGAUCUUGAAAAGGCAAUCGGGGCAUGUUACGGUACCAGGUUUCAGGGGCUCGGAGACUUUGACGACCUGAAAAAAUCGAUCGAAUGCUCUGUUCGUGCGCUAGAUCUGACUCCUGAUGAUGAUCCUGGUUUACCAGUGCAGCUGGGUAAUUUAGCUGUAUCAUACAUUGGGCGAUAUCACCAAGAGGAUCCGCCAGACCGUCAUGCUGCCCUAGGAUCCUUAUAUACCGAGCGAUAUCGACAAAGGAAGGAGUUUGAUGACCUCGAAAAAUCGAUCAAACACUGUUCUCGCGCACUUGCACUCACUCCCGAGGGCCAUCCAAAACUGUCCGAUCGGCAUGCGGAUCUAGCCGCAGCAUACAACGAAAAGUUUCGGCGUACAAGAGAACUCGAACAUCUCGAGAAAUCAAUCGAACACGGCUCUCGCGCGCUCGCACUCACUCUCGACGGCCAUCCCAAAUUAUCUGAUUGGCAUGGUAAUCUGGGGGUGCUGUAUAACGACAGUUAUCGAUACACAGGAAGGCUAGACGAGCUUGAAAAGUCAAUCGAGCAUUGUGAUCAUGCACUCGCGCUCACUACAGACGGCGACCCCAACUUAUCAGACUGGCACAGCACCCUAGGAAAAGUCGAUCGAACAUUCUUCCUGCGCACUCGCGCUCACUCCCAAUGGCAUCCGCAUUUGCACUAUCGGCAUUUUGAACUAGGGGUAUCCUAUGUCGAUCGGUAUCGCCGGGUAGGAGAAGUUCUCGACCUCGAGAAAGCGGUAGAACACUGCUCUUGCGCACUCGCACUUACUCCCGAGGGCCACCCGGACCUGCCAGGACGCCAUUCUUAUCUAGGGACUUCGUAUGGGAUUCGAUAUGGGCGUCUAGGAAGACUCGAGGACGUCGAGAAAGCCAUCGAACACUUUUCCAGUGCACUUGCACUCACUCCCAACGGGCACGCAGAGUUGCCAGACCGGCAUGCUGCUCUAGGCGUCUCAUACGGUGAUCGAUAUAGGCGCACGGGAGAGCUCGACGAACUCGACAAAUCAAUUGAGCACAGAUCUCGUGCGCUCGAACUUACUCCCGAUGACCACCCGGGUCUUCCACGCCGACAUGCUGAUCUAGGAGUGUCAUACACUGAUCGAUAUCGACGCAUGGGAGAAAUCGACGACCUCGAAAAAGCCAUCGAAUGCGACUCUUGUGCACUUGCGCUCACCUUUGAUAUCGACCCAGACUUGCCGCGCCGACAUGCUGCUCUUGGACGGUCAUAUAGGCAUCGAUAUGACCGCACGAGAGAUUUAGCUGACCUUGAGAAUAUCAUCAAGCACGACUCUCGUGCGCUUGCUCUCACUCCUGAAGACCACCCGGACCUAGCAGACAGACAUAAUGCUCUUGGGUUGGCAUAUAGCGAUCUCUAUCGGCACGUGGGAGGACUCGAAGACCUCGAGAGGUCGAUUCAACACUUCUCUCGGGCGUUUUCACUCACUCUGAGAGACCAUCCCGAUCUGCCACACCGCCAUGCCGCUCUGGGUAUGUCAUACGAGGAUCGAUAUCUACGUAUGGGACAAAAGGAGGACCUCGAGAAAUCGAAUGAACACUUGUCUCUUGCGCUUGCACUCACUACAGAAGGCCAUCCAGAUUUGCCCUUGCGACACUGUCAAAAGGCCAUAUCCUGCCACCUCCAAUAUCAACGUACACACGACUCGUCUUAUUUGGACUCCUCCCUCGCUUCCUUCCGUAAGGCCUCUCAGCUUUCGAGUGGAGGGCCACGCGGUGUCUUUGAUUAUGCUCUACGCUGGGCGAAUCUUGCAUCUAUGCAUGAAUAUCUCAACCCGUUUGAAGCGUUCCGAGUCACAAUCGAUCUUCUGCCUCAUUUCAUUUGGCUUGGCGCCACUACCACCCAGCGUUACGAGGACCUGUUACUGGCCGAAAACAUAGCAGUCCGAGCCGCCUCUGCUGCCAUCCAGUCCUCUGAAUAUGAUAUAGCACUCGAAUGGCUCGAGCAUGCCCGAUGUGUUGUGUGGAACCAGACCCUUAUGCUUCGAUCUCCUCUGGACGAUCUUGCGGAAUCCCACCCGGCGCUCGCCGCCCAGCUUCAGUCAGUCUCCAAUCAGUUGAAUCUCGCCAAUUCCAGGUCUCCGACAUCAGAUUCAGGCUUUGAGCCUCCAGAAAUUCGACAUCGUUUGGCCAGGGAAUAUGAGGGCCUCUUGUCACAAACACGCACGUUGCCCGGGUUCGAGAACUUCCUCCAGCCGACAAAAGUCAACGACCUGAUGCGCUCUGCUCGGAACGGCCCCGUUGUUGUCAUCAACUGCCAUGAAACUCGUUGCGAUGCACUUAUAAUAAUGCCUGGCGAAGACCACGUCCGCCAUAUUGCUCUUGCCAGCCUUACUGAGCAGAAAAUGCGAGACACUUGCUCAGAAAUGGAGAAAUUGCUACAAUUCCAGGGACUUCGACAGCGCGGACCCAGGCGUCCAUUACAGGAGCAAGUACAAGACGUUGGUCCCAUACUUGCCGUUCUUUGGUACGACAUUGUCAAGCCCGUACUUGAUCACCUGGGAUACACGAACAAUGAUUCUACAGAAAAUCUUCCGCAUAUAACAUGGUGCCCUACUGGUGCAGUCUCAUUCCUUCCGUUACAUGCCGCCGGGGACUAUGAACAACCACGGUCAAGAGUGUUCGACUAUGCUAUAUCUUCCUACACCCCAACGCUUGCUGCUCUACUCUCGUCUACUCCGACCGCACCGAAUCGCACCCCUCGAGUACUUGCUAUUGGCCAAACAGGCACACCUGGCUGUACUCCAUUGCCUGGCACUAAUACGGAGCUUUCGCAUGUCAAGGCUCGUAUGGAAGGUAAAGCAGAGUACUCACAACUCAUCGACGAUCAAGCCACUACCCAAGUCGUACUUGACGCGAUGGAACAGCACGACUGGGUUCAUCUCGCUUGCCACGCUCACCAAAGCGCCGCCGAUCCAACCAGCAGUGGAUUCUUCCUGCACGACGGCACCCUAGACCUCGUUGCCAUCAACCGGCGAUCGUUCAAGAACAAGGGACUCGCAUUUCUGUCCGCCUGCCAGACUGCCACGGGCGACGAACAACUGCCGGACGAAGCGAUCCAUCUUGCGUCUGGGAUGCUGAUGGCUGGGUAUCCGAGCGUAAUCGCGACCAUGUGGUCCGUGAUGGACGAGGACGCGCCGUUUGUAGCGGACAGGGUGUAUGCACAGCUGAUGGAGAGUGGUAUGAUAGGAAAUGGAGAGGCCGGGAGGGCGUUGCAUGGUGCUGUUGCGGCGCUUCGCAAUGAGGUCGGGGAGAAGAACUUUGCGCGAUGGGUGCCGUAUAUUCAUAUAGGCUCGUAG